AUGACUAGCUUGAAGAUAUUUUUCGCAGUUUACUUGUUCGGUGGUGUAACAUUUUUGCCUUUAGUCCUGUACACUAUUUAUAAAGUUCAUGUAUUGUACAGUAACUUUAAAUCAGCAAAGAAGAAGGUGUUAGAUCAUAAUAAAGGAGAGAAAGUUGACGAAAAAAGUAGACUUUUAGUCAACGGGAUAGACCCAGACUUUAAAGCUGGCAAGUUAGAAGAGCAAUUGGGCGUCAAAGUUUUCAACAAGGGUUGGGUUACUGUAACGAAGCAGUAUUAUUAUCAUUCUUCCGAGGUGGCUGCAAUUUUGAAAAAUGCUAAUAACAACAAGGAUUCUGACACUGCACUUCAGGAGCAGAUCUUGGAAAGAACAGACUUGAAAAAAAAGCAAAAUUUUUUUGCGGUGUUAAGACACGGUAAUUUGUUUUUAUAUAAGGAUGAUUCUCAGAAUGCGAAUCUGGUUCAUGCCAUAUCUUUACAAAACAGAUUCGUUACCAUCUGGCCCCGUUACGAUGAAACGGGCAAGGAGGAAUUGCUUGAUGCGUCGCUUUUCACCAAGAGAACCUGUAUUGCUAUUUUCAAGAAUGACCUCGUUUCCAUAGACUCUAAAAAUCAUAACGUCAUCUUACCACAUUUCGAUCCACUCAGUAGUGCAGAGUCCAAAAAUGGCGAUAUCUCAAACAAUGAUACUACACAUGAAUAUAAAUCGCAGUUUCAUAGUUCUAACCAAUUCUUUUUAUAUUUUGAUAAUAACAUGGAUAAAGAGGAUUGGUACUAUCAGUUGAUCAAUGCCUCAAAGAACAAUAACACAUCCUCAGCGGAUUUAUUGAACCCUAGUGUUUCAGCUAACGCAGCUCAUUUGAAUACAAAGGAUAUGCUACAGUUGAUUCAGGAUAUCAAUUCCACUGAGAAUCAGCUGACCACGAAAUGGCUGAAUGCUCUCCUUGGGAGAUUAUUCCUCUCUUUGCAACAAACCGAUACUUUGAAUAAGUUCAUUCAUGAGAAAAUCUGCAAGAAGUUGAAUAAAAUAAAAACUCCAGGAUUUUUGGACGAUUUGGUUGUUGAAAAGGUCGACGUGGGUGAUAGCGCACCAUUGUUCACUUCUCCUGAGCUAUUAGAAUUAUCUCCUGAGGGUUCUACCAAGAUUGCCAUCGAUGUUCAGUAUAAGGGAAACUUAACAAUCAUCAUUGCGACAAAGGCGAACAUUAACUUAGGAUCGCAUUUCAAACAAAGAGAGGUUUCCUUGCAAUUAUCUAUAAAAAUUAAAGAAUUUUCCGGUCCGCUUUUAUUCCUAAUCAAACCACCUCCAUCUAAUAGAGUCUGGUAUGCCUUCCGCUCUGAGCCUAUAAUGGAUUUUGAAAUUGAGCCUAUCGUGAGUUCAAGUAAAUUAUCGUAUAACGUCGUUACCAACGCUAUCAAGAGUAAGUUUGCGGAAGCUGUAAAGGAGUCCCUAGUUGUGCCGUAUAUGGAUGAUAUCGUUUUCUAUCCAACACCUAAUGAAAUUUACAGGGGUGGUAUUUGGGAGGAACAGGAUCCUGAAACAGUAGAGAGGGCACGCACUGCGGCAGCAGCCGCAGGCACGAACACCAGCGCUAGGGAUCAUUUAGUUGCACUUCAGGAAGGUGGGACAAAAUCUCAGAGUCGAAUCAAGAAAGUCCUACGGCCAGAAAGAAAGAAAGACAAUCUAAAGGACGUUGUCGACCUAACUGGAGUAACAAAUGCUACAAGUCAGACAGCGGUCGCAACAGCUGCGAAUGAUGAUGCCUCCAGUUCUGAAAACUCCACCAAAUCUAAAAAAUACUUCAAAAAUUCAAUUAAGAAGAUAGGUAGAUGGUACAAGGAUAAUGUUGGAAAUUCGAGUGACACCGAAGAUAUGGAUGACCUAGACGUACAAGAUAAGAAGAAGGACGAUUCAACGGACGAAAAAGAAUCCGAUAAUCCUACGCUCGCUUCGAAUCCGAGAAUGAUUUCCAAUAGAAGACCAGUUCCAAGGAGACCUCCUCAACAACCUCUAAAUUCGUCCUCUCCAAAACUUGAAGACAAGAAGGAAAAAGACACAGAAGUUUUCUCAAUUCCAACCUCUUCUCCAAAUGUGAAUGCUUCAAAAAUGUUUGCAAAUAAACAGAAUAGGAAAAUUUCUGUGUCCUCAAAUGAUUCUCAAAACUCACUCGAAAAAGGCGACCCUCAUAACAAAACCUCAAAACUUGAAAGCUCUCAAGCAUUCGUUAAGAUGACUUCUCCUAAUCUUUUCAAUGAUGGAUUCUUCAAGCAAGAUUUGGAGUUUGAGGAACAACGAGAGCCCAAAUUGUGA
Messenger RNA from Saccharomyces mikatae IFO 1815, 2310 nucleotides. It is a transcript of the gene NVJ2, whose product is annotated as Nvj2p. The transcript has a single exon. Gene Ontology annotation, molecular function: lipid binding. Gene Ontology annotation, biological process: phospholipid transport. Bases 1 to 2310 code for a protein of 769 amino acids. Lineage: Eukaryota; Fungi; Ascomycota; Saccharomycetes; Saccharomycetales; Saccharomycetaceae. The record is from RefSeq and is a predicted model, not a curated record. Gene Ontology annotation, cellular component: ERMES complex; endoplasmic reticulum.